AUGGCCGACUCUAUAAACCACUCUCUGGAUCAUGAGUCUCGAGUGGGAAACAUUUACGCGUCGGUCAUAAUCAGUCUAACAGCGGUUACGGUGGUUGUCCUUGGCAGGAUCUACACUCGUCUCUUCAUCCUCAAAACCUUUGGUCUCGAUGACUGGGCGGCGGCAAUAUCCCUCGUAUUCACGCUCGCCUGUGGCAUUUUGGUUGGCUUCAAUGCAAAGUAUGGAUGUGGAAGGCACAUAUGGACAGUCGGUCCCGCUGAACUGCAGCAGUUUUUCAUAGCCUCCUUCCUCUUGCAAUACUACCGUGUGUUGGCAACCACUAGGGCGAUGAAGCAAACUUAUCUCGCCUUUCUUGUCAUUGUUGUUUCUGCAUGCAUAGCCUUUACGUUUGUGGCCAUUUUCGCUUGCACGCCAAUCUCAGACUUUUGGUCAUUUGACUCCAAGAAGAACUGCUUACCGAAUUUCACCAUAUACUACGCUCAGGCUGGCGCAAAUAUCGGCACCGAUAUCAUAAUCUUUGCUUUGCCCUUACCCGCACUUUGGAAACUGCGCAUCAACGGGCCCCAAAAGUUGGUACUUUUGGGAAUUUUCUCCCUCGGCUUUUUCGCAACUGUCAUCUCGAUCCUCCGCCUCACCUUCCUCGACGACAGCCCCGACAUCACAUGGAGUAAUGCCAUUUCAUCUUCGUGGUCGACGGCCGAAAUAUCGAUUGGGCUCAUGUGCGCUUCGCUGCCCUCAUUGCGGCCUCUUGUUGGCAAAGUCCUGCCUCGUCUCGCAUCGACCUUUGGUAAAAGCGCGUCGCCGUCCAAGGGAGCCUAUGGUGCCAGUGGCAACCGAUACGGCGCCAAGGCGAGCCAAGGAGGCAGCAGAGUCCCGACCUUCUCUACCACAGCGACUUCGUCGUCACGGCCUCAGAAAACGCUCUCAUUGUAUCCGGACCUCGAGGGCAGCGCGAGCGUCGAAAGGCUGAACAGCGAUGAUCAAGCCACCAAGUUUCCGGGCAGUCCCGGGACCUUCCUGGACGAUAGUAGCGAUCGUGGGGGAUAUCCCAUGACCGAAUUCGGAACUAGGACCAAAGUUACGGCUGGCGAUGUACCAGGCCAUCCUGUCCCGUAGUCAGGGAGACGUCCAGGAAAUACCGUCGUACCAGGGGCGGAUUUGUGCUACAGGGGAUAUAUCUUUGGUCGGGACAUGCUUUCUGUUGUACCUAUUUUUUUUCAGCUUUGUCGUUUCCAGUUUAAUUUUGUAAUAUUAUUUUUACCGUUAAACAAAAU
Messenger RNA from Pyricularia oryzae 70-15, 1274 nucleotides. RefSeq lists its product as uncharacterized. The record is from RefSeq and is a predicted model, not a curated record. The transcript has 6 exons. Lineage: Eukaryota; Fungi; Ascomycota; Sordariomycetes; Magnaporthales; Pyriculariaceae. Bases 1 to 1116 code for a protein of 371 amino acids.